This is a messenger RNA of Brienomyrus brachyistius, 11463 nucleotides long. Its product is annotated as receptor-type tyrosine-protein phosphatase beta-like. Lineage: Eukaryota; Metazoa; Chordata; Actinopteri; Osteoglossiformes; Mormyridae. Gene Ontology annotation, biological process: angiogenesis; protein dephosphorylation. The transcript has 33 exons. Bases 104 to 8761 code for a protein of 2885 amino acids. The record is from RefSeq and is a predicted model, not a curated record. Gene Ontology annotation, molecular function: protein tyrosine phosphatase activity; cadherin binding.
GGAAGCGGUCGUCACUGACUUUUCCCUUGUAGGCGCAUUUCCUCUAAAGCCUUAAACUCAGCCCAUCUGAAUCUGUCCGUCCCGUCAAACUAUUACAUUUAAUAUGGACGCUUUGUUUUUUACGGCGAUAUCGGCGUUUCUGCGAUUUUCCGCAACAGACGGCUUCCUCGUUGCCCACACGCACAAGCACCUUUGUCUCGUGACAAGAAAUGCGGCGGUCGUACUGGGCAAAUGCAAUCCGACGGACCCGGAGCAGCAGUGGAGCUGGACGGGGAGCAUGAAGCUCUUUCACCAGCAUUCGUCCCGAUGCCUGUGGGCAGAGAGCAGCCUCGCUGUGCCUCGGCACUCCCGCCUGGCCGCCCUGACCGACUGUGCCAUCUCGCCGGCCUGGCGAUGCCAUGACACAAAGGGCACCCUGGGGCUGGCCAGCUCUGCCAUGUACCUGACUAAGCAAGGCUUUAGAGCGGUGCUCAGCGAAGAGCCCAGAUAUUCCAAAUGGAGCAGGUACAAAGUCUAUGGUGGGGGGAGGAUGCUGGAGACAUCUCUAUGCCCGGCCAAAGUGCACACAACAACUGCAGCGAUUUCCUCCUUUUCCACCACCAUAUUCAGCUCUAAUCCAUCAGAUACCAACACUGGGCCUGUCUCCUCUAGAGCAACACGUCCAGCCCUAUCAACAAGCCACACACCUUCGAGAAGCACAAGGACCAAUACAGUGGCAGAGCGCCAUGCUAGCUCCGCCUCCAGUACCAGAGCUCUCUACACUGGUGCUGCCACCCGGAUUCGGGUCCGAAGGACCAGCAGCGUGGGGCUCCUGACCAGCAAUUCCACACCCCCGGUUACCAGGACCAGUAGCGUCAGCCAUAGAGCCCGUACAUAUGGUCCAGUGCCAGCCACCCAGCACUCUGAAAGAAAGAGCCGCACACCAUCCGUUGCAGGCACUAGCGCACUGGCAAAGUGGACGAUUUCUGAGGAUUUCCCUUCAAUCACUGACAUUCCACUUGGGACGGCUAAAACUCUCCGAGAGUCACGUAUGACUCGCACCUCGACUGAUGCGUUCCCAUCUAAGAGCCCCAAGACCUUCAGAAAUACUCCAGUUUCAAGUGCAACCACUGAGAAUCUCAUCAUCAGUGCUACAACAGGUGAAGUAGAUAGGCCAGCAUUUUCCCGAUGGUCUGCUGCGGCUAGAAGUGUGACAUCUGCUCUUCUCAAAGUGUCUGCAGCUGAUGGAGCUCCUUCCAUUUUCUUUGUACCACCUGCUAUGAUUACUGGAACACUCACCAUAACCACAGCACCUCCCAGUACAUCUUCAGCUCCAGUGACCAUUUCCUCUGCUGCAAAGACUGUUGGUCCUAUUACCUCUGCAGCUCCUACCAUGGCACGGGCUCAAACCAUUAUGUUCAAUAGAACUGAUGCGGUGCUUGACCUUACUGUAAAUCCCACUGUGACUGAUACAGCGUCUACUGUGAGCAUAGGAACUCCAGCUCCCAAUAUGCCCACUGUUUCUACAGUUCCCUCUAUGACCACCACAGAACCCACCGAUACUGUAGUUCCCUCUAUGACCACCACAGAACCCACCGAUACUGUAGUUCCCUCUAUGACCACCACAGAACCCACCAAUACUGUAGUUCCCUCUAUGACAUCCACAGAACCCACCGAUACUAUAGUUCCCUCUAUGACAUCCACAGAACCCACCGAUACUGUAGUUCCCUCUAUGACCACCACAGAACCCACCGAUAUUAUAGUUCCCUCUAUGACAUCCACAGAACCCACCGAUACUAUAGUUCCCUCUAUGACAUCCACAGAACCCACCGAUACUGUAGUUCCCUCUAUGACAUCCACAGAACCUACAAAUACUGCAGUUCCCUCUAUGACCACCACAGAACCUAUCAAUACUGUAGUUCCCUCUAUGACAUCCACAGAACCUACCAAUACUGUAGUUCCCUCUAUGACAUCCACAGAACCUACCAAUACUGUAGUUCCCUCUAUGACCACCACAGAACCUAUCAAUACUGUAGUUCCCUUUAUGACAUCCACAGAACCCACCAUUACUGGAGAUUCCACUAUGGUCACCACAGAACCCAUUAUUACUACUGACCCCACUAUGACCACUGCAGAUCCCACCAUUACUGUAUUGUCAACCAGCACCGCCUCAAAACCCACCAUUACUGCUGACCCCACCAUGACCACCACAGAACCCACCAUUACUGUGGUCCCCACAAUGACCACCGCUGAAUCCACCAUCAUUUUAGAUCCCACUAAGACCACCACAGAACCAACCAUUACUGUAGACCCCAAUAUAACUACGUCUAUAAACAGAAUGGGUACCUUAGCCUUCAGUAAAAGUACUGAAGCUAACAUCAUGACCACAGUGACCUCCUUUGACCCUUCCACUAAAACUGCUGCUGUGUCACCCAUCACUAGUGAGGUCACUCCCCACUCAAGAGCUGGGACCUCAGAGGAAUCCUCUUCAGUUACCAUUGUCAUAUCUACUUUUACUGUUCCAGCUCCCAACUCAAGUAUCACAGAGGCCACCAUGACUAAUGCACCUCCUUUCUCAACUACAGCUAUGCUUCCUUCAAGCACCAUUAUAUCAUCUACCAUUAAUAGGGUACCACCCACUAAAGCUACUAUAGCAUCUCCAGUUACUUCAGAAGUUCCCACUACAACCUCUGCAACAUCUCCUGUUACCACAGCAACCCCCACUACAGCCUCUACUACAUCUCCUGUUACCACAGCAACCCGCACUACAGCCUCUACAACAUCUCCCGUUACCACAGCAACCCGCACUACAGCCUCUACAACAUCUCCUGUUACCACAGCAACCCUCACUACAGCCUCUACAACAUCUCCCAUUAUCACAGAAGCUCCUACCCAUAGCACUUCAGCAUCUCGAACUACUACUGUAGCUCCUUCUACUCUGGAGCUGACACAGACUCCAACUUCCACCACAACCAUCAAAACUAAAGAGUGUGAGACCACAGAAACUAUGAAGUGUCUUGUGAACAUGACGGAGUCCCACGCCAGUAAGGAGUCGGCUUUGUUAACAUGGAUUACUCCUGGAGAAAUGUGCAAUUUCAGUGUCGUUGCUGCGGACGGCAUCCUUGUAAGCGUGGAUUGUGUCCGGGAAGAAGGACACGGCAAUGCGCACAGCUGCGAAGUCAGGAAUUUACAGCCUGGAACCGAAUAUCACCUCGAAAUAAUACCGAAGACCGACGGAGAGCGAGUCAGCGUGUCACUGCGGACCGAUCCACAGGAACCAGCCAGUUUGGAUGUCCAACUUGACCAAAACCGGACCUCAGGGCUGCAGGUGUCGUGGCCACACUCCCCAGGAAAGGUGGACUGGUAUGAGCUCACGCUGAUGGACACAGAGACGGGGCAGACCCAGAGUACCCUCAUCGGAGGCUCCGCCGAACCUCAGUCCGGCUUCUCCGCCCUCACCCCCGGUACCCGCUACGCCCUCACCCUGGUGGCCAAAGCUGGCAACAAGACCUCUGCAGCCGUGCAGACCACCGCAGCCACAGCUCCGUCUGCAGUCAGCGGCCUUCAGCUCACUCCGUUCUUCAACGCCCUGGGCGUUUCCUGGAAGCCGGGCCCGGGGAGAGUUGAGCGUUUUCAGCUGCUGUUGAUGGACCAUGACCGUGACAGCCUGCUCCAGAAUGUGACAUUGGAUGGCAACGCCACCUCCUACACCCUGAGCGGCCUGGUCCCUGGACAUCAUUACGACGUCACCUUGGUCUCAAAGUCAGCAGGGCAGGAGAGUGCCAGCUUCGCACAGGUUCAGACAACUUGGGCCAUGGUGACCGGACUCACCCUGGAGAAUGACGGCAGCCAGAGCAGCCUCACGGCCAGGUGGAAGCCGGCCCCAGGAGACGUGGAAGCCUACCUGGUCCAGCUGACUGGCCCGGGCGCCCCCCCGCAGCCGAGGAAAAUUCCCCCCAGCUUGUCUAGUGUGGUUUUCAGUGAUCUGAUCCCUGGAGCCGCGUACCGAGUCUCUCUCAGCACGGUGAGCGUGAAGCAGUCUCCACAGACCAUUGCCACUGGGAGGACAGCUCCAGACAAGGUAACACAGCUGGUGCUGAAGGACAUGGGUGACCGCAGAGGUCUGAAAAUGACGUGGGCGCCCCCUAGAGGAGAGUGGGAUCAGUACCGCAUCCUGCUCUUCAGCGGCUCGGCGGUGCAGGCGAAUGUCAGCGCAGGGAAGAACACGCGGGAGUACAGCUUCUCUGACCUCCGCCCGGUCCCUGGGAGGCUGUACAAGGCCGCGGUCACCGUGGAGAGCGGACAGCAGAGCAGCACCGAGUCCUGCCAAAAGAGAAUAGUCCCCGCAGAGGUCACACGUCUGUCCAUAGACAACGAGGGAAGUGCAGACAGCCUGCGGGCCAGCUGGGAUCGUGCCACCGGUGACGUCGAUUCGUACCGCGUGCUGCUCAUCCAUGACACCGCUGUCAUCAAAAACGAGACCGUGGCCGCUGACAUCACCUCCUACCACUUCCCCUCCCUGCGGCCUGGCACCCUCUACAGGGUGGCUGUGACAGCUCUAAGUGGGGGGCUCCCCUCUGGAGAGGUGGUGGCUGAGGACCGCACAGUGCCGGCGGCCGUCGGGGAGGUAGCCGUCAGCAACAACGGACGGCCCGACUUCCUCAGUGUGUCGUGGCGGCCCGGUCCUGGUGACGUGGAUGGCUACCAGGUCACACUGCAGGAUCAGAAGAUCACCCAGAGUCUGAAGGUGUCCCGGUCCAGCUCGGAGUGCACCUUCAGCCACCUGAUACCCGGGCGGCUCUACAACAUCUCCAUCACCUCCCGGAGUGGGGGCUAUGAGAACCACACGGUGGUGCAGGAACGCACACGACCCUCUAGUGUGCAGACUCCCAGGGCGAUCCACUCAGCCCGUAACGACUACUUGAAGGUUUAUUGGAUACCUGCUACUGGAGACUUUGAUUUCUACCAGGUGGCCAUCAAGCACAACAACGUUGUCCUGCAGAACCAGACGGUGGCCAGGUCCCAGAGCGAGUGCGUGUUCCACUCGCUGGUGCCGGGCCGCCUGUACACCGUCCACAUCAGCACCUGGAGUGGGAAGUACGAGUCCAUCGUGUCCACAGACGGCCGGACAUUCCCGGCGGCUGUGACCUCCCUCACCCUGGCUGAUCGAGGCACGGAGGACCUGCUGGUGACUUGGGAGGCCGCCCCCGGAGAUGUGGACCACUAUGAGGUGCAGCUGUUCUACAACGACAUGAGAGUGCUCCCGCCCACCACGCUGAGCAGCACGGCCCGCGAGUACCGGCCCGUCUCCCUCACCCCCGGGCGCCUCUACAAGGUCGUGGUGUCCACCUUCAGCGGGUCCAACCAGAAGGGCGAAUUCAUCAAGUGUAGGACGGUGCCGAGCAAGGUGAAGAACAUCCACGUCAGCAACGAGGGAGAAUCCAGCCUCCUGAAGGCCAGCUGGACACCAGGGCAGGGUGACGUGGACAGCUACUCUGUGUCCCUGUCCCGAGGAGAGCAUCAGCUAGAGACCCGGCCUGUCGCAAAGAACAUCAACGAGAUGAGCUUUCAGAAGCUCACGCCAGGCCAGGAGUACACCAUCACGAUCCAGUCCAUCAGCGGGAACCUGGUCAAUAACAGCACAGCCAGCGGGCGCACUGUGCCUUCCACAGUGGAAGGCCUGCAGGUGGACAACCAGCAGAGCACCCACCAGCUACUGGCCUCCUGGCAGGCCGCCCCAGGCAUUGCCGACGGUUACAGCCUGCGACUGCUGGACGACAGGGGGGCCCUGCUCUCCAGCAUCUCCCAGCCCUCCAACUCCACCCAGCACCUCUUUGACCAGCUCAUCCCGGGGAAGAUGUACUGCGUCCAGAUACGGACUCUGAGCGGGGGAAUACCCAGCAAGGACGCCACCGCUAAGACCCAGACACGCCCCGCGGCAGUGCCUUCUCUGGCCAUCACGGCCAACAGCAGCAACAACGUGACCAUGGGCUGGGGUGCGGCACAGGGCGAGCUGGACGGCUACGACGUGCUGCUGUACAAUGCUGCCAGCGACCUCCUCGGCAGCCAUCACACUGGGCCAGCCGCACGUGGCUACUCCUUCCGGGAUUUGCGGCCAGGCACCCUGUACAAGGUGGUGGUGCGGACCCGCAGCGGCACACAGAGUAACGAAACCUCCAUCUGGACCAGGACCGUCCCUGCCCCCGCCACGGCCCUCCAGGCUCGGAACCGUAACCAGACAGACAGCCUGUGGCUGAGCUGGAUCCGGCCCGUGGGCGACCUCAGCAGCUACCUGCUCUUUGUCUCUGGCGCCAACGGCUCCCAGAACCUCGAGUUACCCCCCGAGCGCCAGGAGCACGUCCUCCAGAACCUCCUCCCAGGGCACCUGUAUCAGGUGGAGCUCCGCACCUGUAGCGGGGAGCUGACCAUGGCUGCCACAACGGAGGGGAGGACCGCACCAAAGCCCCCCACGUCGCUGUCCUUCCUGAGGAUCACCAACACCUCAGUGGAGAUCCAGUGGAGUGCGCCGCUUGCCGGUGAAUACGACGACUUUGAGCUGCAGUGGACGCCGCAUGAUGCCCUGUCCGUGUCGAAUGGCCAUUCCGCCCCCAAUGUGGCCAGCCGCGUCCUGAUGGGCCUCUACCCCGGCCGGCUGUACACCUUCAGCGUCCGCACCGUGAGUGGAGGCAGGGCUGCCAGGGACCCACCCACUUACAGCCAGCCCAUCUACAAGAAUGUCCAGACGAAGCCGGGCCAACUGCACCACAUCCACUGCCGCCCCCAGAGCUCCACCUCCAUCUCCUGCUCGUGGAGCGCCCCAGAGUCUGACUACGACUCGUACAUCGUCGAGUGCAUGCGGCGGAGCACACGUGUGCCGGUGUAUCAGCAGCGCGUGUCGUGCAACACCACCCUCCACAUCAUCGACCAGUUGGAGCCACACCGGCACUACACCAUCUCUGUGCGGGUCGUCUCGGGCAGCGCGGCCAGCGAGGCGUUUAUGGACAGCGCCGUCACCAUGAUCGACCGACCCCCUGUGCCACCGAUUACCACUCGAAUUGGCGAGACGGUUACCCACAUCACUCAGUCCGACAUCUCCUUCCAGUUCAACUGCAGCUGGUUCAGUGACGUCAACGGGGCCAUCAAGUUCUUCGCCAUCAUCGUGACAGAGUCGGACGCCACAGACACUGAAAGCAUGCAGCCAGACCAACAGCACCCCCUACCCGCCUACCUGGACUACAAGCACAAUAGCUCCAUCAAGGCGUACCAGACCAGAUACUUUCCCAGCCACUGCACAGCGGACCCAGAGAAUGGUGCAGAGGGCAUCGAGAUCAGCCUGGGCACUGGCAUGGAUGUCCUGGGAGGGAGGUGUGAUCUGGAUCCUGAUCAGAACCAGAACACCUUCUGUGAUGGGCCACUGAAGUCCAAGACAGCCUACAGGCUCAGCGUCCGUGCCUUCACGCGGCUCCUGGAUGAUGAACAGAAGGAGACACUCCAGGCUCUGUACACAGACACCUUCCUUUCCCUGCCCCUAGUGACCGAAGCUGAGCCUCUCAAUGGAGUCAUCGAGGGCAUCGGCGCUGGAAUAUUUCUCAUCGUUAUGGUGAUUGGGGUCACUGCAUUGCUUAUCUGCCGGCAGAAAUCCCGCAAAGUGUCUCAAGUGUCAGUAGCCGGUGUUCUCUUGCCUUAUAACAAUGGCAUGGUAUGGAACAAUCCCAGCUACUGUGAUUACCGGAAUGUACAGGAGCGCCCUCUGGUCCGAAUGAACUCGCGGAAAGAAAAGGCCACACCAGGGAUGGUCCUGGGCGUCAGAAGCAGUCGUCGCAUUUCAAGCCCCAUCAAAGCUGCUUACUUCGAGUACCACCUUGCCAAACUGCUGGCUGACUCCAACUACCUGCUCUCUGAGGAGUUCGAGGACCUGAAGGAUGUUGGCCGAAACCAGUCUCUCGACACAGCUCUCCUGCCCGAAAACAGAAGCAAGAAUCGCUACAACAACAUACUGCCCUACGACUCUACGAGGGUGAAGCUGUCCUACGUGGACGAUGACCCCUGCUCCGAUUACCUCAACGCUAGCUACAUCCCGGGAAACAGCUUUCGGCGGGAGUACAUCGCCACACAGGGCCCACUGCCUGGAACCAAGGACGACUUUUGGAAGAUGGUGUGGGAACAGAACGUGCACAACAUCGUCAUGGUGACACAGUGUGUGGAGAAGGGCCGGGUGAAGUGUGACCGCUACUGGCCUGUUGAUCAGGACGCCCUGUAUUACGGAGACCUCAUUGUCCAGAUGCAGUCCGAGUCCGUGCUGCCCGAAUGGACCAUUCGCGAAUUCACCAUCUGCAACGAGGACCAGGUGAGGUACUCCAGAGUUGUCCGCCAGUUCCAUUACACCGUCUGGCCUGACCAUGGCGUCCCCGAGACAACGCAGUCGCUUGUGCAAUUUGUGAGGACCGUCAGGGACUACAUCAACCGCACGCCCAGCUCCGGUCCUACUGUGGUGCACUGCAGUGCUGGCGUGGGCCGAACCGGCACCUUCAUCGCCCUGGACCGGGCCCUGCAGCAGCUGGAUGCUAAGGACACGGUGGACAUCUACGGUGCUGUGUUUGACCUCCGGCUGCACCGCUCCCACAUGGUCCAGACCGAGUGCCAGUACGCCUACCUGCACCAGUGUGUGCGGGAUGUCCUAAGAGCCAGGAAGCUGCGGCACGAGCAGGAGAAUCCACUGUACCCCAUUUACGAGAACGUGGGCCCGGACUUCCGCCGUGAACUGGUCUACACCAGACGCUGAAACAGCCAAGACGUCCCAGCGAAUGAGGAACCUGCUUUCACAGCGAGGCACGCAGGAAGUUUUUAUAUCAACCUGCAGUUAUUUUUAUAUAUCAAAUGUACGCAUGGUUUCCCAGCGUCUCUCAGUAGUUGUUUAAGCUAUUUAAAUAUAACAGAGUAUUGUAUAUCUGCAUCUCAUAUAUUUAUAUAUAUUUUUCCACAUGUGCUAUUCUCUGGGUUCACACCAGUCUUUUUUUCAUGUAAGCUAGUACAUUUGCACGUAAGCCAAAACGACUGACUUAACCAGAACGCAGACGAAAGACAAGUUAGGCUGUAAACGAAUUAACGGCUGAAACUGUACAGAUGGAUCGAACACAGAACAAAGCCAUUGCCUUCAAGCACUUAUAACGUAUAAGACGACGUUAGAAUAUAAACACAGACCGGCAGACUGUCAUUGUGUUAAAUUUAGCAUUCUGUCAAAUUUACCUUGGUAAAAAAAAUAUAUAAUAAAUUUGCUUAAUUGCAUCCCUCAUGUUUGUUGAUGCAUCACAUAAUUCCUGUGGUGCAUGGGCUAACAGAACCUCACCCAGGACAGCAGAAGAUAUACUGAAGAUACACCGUUUGUUCCUGAGCCUGGUUAGCUAGUCCCACUACUCAUUCUGCACUUUAUAGUGCAGGAAAUUCUUCACCCGCUCAUUACCGGUGUCUGUUAUGACACAUUUAUAUAAAAAGAAAAGAAGUUCCAGCAUCCAGUUCCUUACAAGUCCCAUUUUCUGCUUAAUGUAACACAGAAAUAUCUCUCUGUGUACAUAUAUAUGUAUCCAAGCUAGCAAGCUUUCGCCAGUCAUCUACACAACUGUUUAAAAUUUCUAUUGCGCCCCAAUAACAAGCUUUGUUUUAUUCUGAGAGAGAAAUUAAAUGCAAAAAAACUUAUCAGUCUUGCACUGCUGAUGCAGAUUUUCUGUCUGUUUUACGAUCUAACCAUUCCAGAGUUAAUGUCAGUCCCUAUUAUAAAUGCACUGUGAAUUCCUAAUUCAUGGGCCUGUGCUUUGUCAGGACUCGCUGGUUACAUGGUUACAUGAUUCGCUGGUUCGUUGGACUGCAGGAGUGAGUCCCUUUAACAGCUUUUGACAAUCAGACUGUGGAAAAGAGUUUCACAGAACUUUUUCCUUUUAUAUAGAAGAAUGAGAUCAUGAGUAACUUCAUAACUUGCAAGACAGCACUGAGUAAAGCAAUCGCUCAUGACUCAUGAGUCACAUGCCCGUAUAUUAUUGUGGGGGUGGAAUGUGUGGUUCAGAGGGCUAAGCCUCCAUGCCUGUGAUCAGAAGGUUGUUGGUUCAUGCCUAGCCUCGGCAGAAUAGUCAUAUGUCUGUGGGCCGUGGAGCGAGGCCCCUUAACCCCCCUCCCCCCCAAUUCCCUGGACACCACAAGGUGGCUGCCCCUUGCUGUGACCCCCCCCCCCCCCAAGCUGUGUAAUAUCAUUAUUAGUAUGAAAUCAUCAUCAAGUCAUGCUCUGAUAUUCCUCCAGAGUAAACACUCAUGAAUGGGGCAUAGCUAGAAAUCCCCCCCCCACACAAACCACCUUAAGUGAGCCAGGGUCUCCAUGCCCCUCCAAACCUAUGCUCACAUGCACAUAUAUUAUUGUAUCAUAAAAGGAAUGGAAUCACUGCAAAUCCACUGCAAAUAAUCCAUCAAAAAUAUUCAUGAGUCCCAUGCACACGAAGUAUUACAUCGUACAAUGAAUGAAAUCGCCGACGAGUCACGUGCAAAUAUAGCGUGGAGCACAUUGUGCCGUAAAGGACACCACAAAACUACACCAGUCAGUACUCCGUCACUGGAUGCAUUUCCAGCGUCAUGUUUGUGUAGUAGAUAUUUAAGAGAGAUUUUACGUAAACUGUAGCAUACAUAAUCCCAGCUGUUAUAAACUGAAAGCAUUUAAAAAUGAUUACUAGAAUGUGCAUAACAUGUUGAUACACAGUGUAUCGUUUAACAUUUUAUGCAAUAGAUUUAUUGCAGGUUAAAGUGGACAGAUGAAGUUACUGCUUCAGUAAAAAAAAGUACUUAUUUUUAUAUAAGAGUAAAAAUACAAAAAAGAACAAAAAACAGAUAUAUAUGGCUAAUGAUAUGUAAACACAAAGAGCUAUAUGCAGGACUUAAGGUAGCGGAGACGCGCUAGAAUUAUAAGGAACCACUUGAAAUGCAUUUUGAAAUGUAAGAUUAACUUGCAGAAUGCAGAGAUCUGUACAUUUGCCUUAUGGAGACUAAUAUCUGUAUCCUAUUUUAUGAUCUAACAAAUAUUUUACCUACAUAUCAAAAUGCAUAUGUGCUUUCACAUGUUUAAUCUGCUUAGCGUAUUACAUUUGAACAUUAAUGGCAUCAUUUAUUGUUGCCCUUUAAUAACUGGAUUGGCAGGUUGACUUUGUUUACCCAGCAGCCCAGGGUCCUUGCCAGCUGCUAGCUGUGAUGGCCUAAUCCACAGAGGCAGAGUGGAAGUUAUUAACCAAUUUGCCAAUCAGAAAUAUCCUGCUUUUUGAAUGACUAGUUUCCCAAAUGUGGUGCCCAUUGUAAACAAUGUAUUCUGUUUUGUCUCUCAAGUGAGCUCUUAAUUAGGCUUGGUUAAGAUACUGAAUAAUGCCUGUAUUGCACAAUUAAAAUCAUGUAACAGAAUAGGUUACUCAAGAACCAGACAUUUGUCAUGUUAUCCAAUAAAGAAACUAAAAUAUA